This is a messenger RNA of Dovyalis caffra, 1932 nucleotides long. The record is from the annotation of a GenBank genome assembly. Lineage: Eukaryota; Viridiplantae; Streptophyta; Magnoliopsida; Malpighiales; Salicaceae.
AUGGAGGAUUCCACAGCUAUGACAAUUGAAUUCCUUCGGGCACGGUUGCUGUCUGAAAGAUCUGUCUCAAGAAGUGCAAGACAGAGAGCUGAUGAACUAGCAAAGAGAGUAGCAGAACUGGAGGAACAGCUAAGAAUUGUGUCUCUUCAAAGAAUGAAGGCUGAGAAAGCAACAGUCGAUGUUCUUGCCAUCCUGGAGAGCAAUGGGAUAAGUGACGAUUCUGAAACGUAUGAUUCGAACUCUGACCAGGAUAACAAGACCUCUAAAGAAGAACAGGGUUCUGUCAAUGCGAAAGUGAGAAAAUAUGAGAUGGAACAUUCAGGUUCUGACCAUGAUUUUUCCCCUGCACAAGGUAGAAGCUUGUCUUGGAAAGGUCGCAAGCAUGGUUCGCGUUCUCUUGAAAAGUACAAGGAUCCAUCUCUGAGAAGACGGAGCAGCUUUGCAUCUACCAGUUCUUCCCCUAAACAUCGCCACGGCAAGUCAUGCCGCCAAAUAAGAAGCAAAGAAUCGAGGUAUUUAUGCAAUAGUUAUGUUGCCAGAUCCACAACUGAAGAAUUUAGAGCCAAUCCAGUCAAGGUUGAUUCUCCAGAAAAUGGAGUUGCUACCACUUCAGAAGAUUUUCCAAAUUGCUUGGAGCCCGAGACAGGAAGAAUUGAAGACAGCAAAGAAAAAGCUUUACCAGAGCUCCCAAUUUCAGGCGGCUUAGAAAAUGGACAGCUUGCACGUAGUAUUGAGCUUGAAGAUAAUGUGUGUCGCAGUGAUAGAGACAUGGAAAGGGCACUUGAACAUCAAGCACAACUCAUUGACCGAUAUGAAGCAAUGGAAGAGGCUCAAAGAGAAUGGGAAGAGAAAUUCAGAGAAAACAACGGCAGUACACCAGAUUCAUAUGAUCCUGGGAACCGCUCAGAUAUCACUGAGGAAGGAUAUGAGAUCAAGGUGCAAGCUCCUCACUAUACUGGGACAAUAGCUGCCCAAUCCAGUGGGGUAAAGUCAGAAGUUGAAAAUGCAUCCAACAUUCAACCUAAUGGCAUUCUACCACCUUCACCUGUUAAUAUUGGACAGUUACAGGAGUGGAAGAGCAGUAGCACCCCUGCUUCUGAAUCCUCACCUCAUGAUUUUGCAUUUUAUGCAGAAAAGCAAAAGCAAAAUCAAGAGAGCCUCAGGAACAAUUAUUAUCCGUCUCCACGCGGCUCCCACCACCAUCUACUUUCACACAGUCCACAUGAUUCCCCUGGGAGCCAAUCUGCAGCCAGUGGUUUCAGCAAAGGAAAAGCUUCUGGGAGACAAAAUGAACUCUAUGCAUUGGUGCCACAUAAAGCAUCUAAUGAGUUGGGUGGUGUGCUGGAUGCCCUUAAACAAGCAAGGCAAUCGUUGCAACAGAAAAUCAACAUGCCGCCAUUAGUAGAAGGUGGCUUUAUUCGAAACCCUCUUGAUCCGUCUGUUCCCGCUCCAAUACCAGGCAAUAAAGUAGAUAAUCCCCUUGGAAAUGUUGGACUUUUCCGACUGCCAACUGAUUUUUUGGUCGAAGGCAGCACUCGAACAAACUCCCUUAGUUCUAAUGCUCAAUUAAGUUUGGGAAACUAUAAUCUUGAGACACGAGUUCCAGCAGCUGCCAGCAAUCGAUUUGUCAGCAGAUCUUACUUGGCAACUGGAUCAAGAUUUCCUACAGAUGAUCGAUUUCUGACCAGCCAAUCUGUCGACAGUGGCUCUAGAAUCUCUACACAGAGGCCUUAUUUUGAUCCUUAUUUGGAUACAGUUUUACCUUCUUCCGGCAUAUAUGGUUAUUCCACAAAUCCCUCUUAUCCUGACCAGAUGCCGCAAUUGCCCUCUAGGGAAUUCCCUUUCUUCCCUCCCAGCAGGACUGCUGGUAUCCACCCUGCAGAUCAUUUCUCAUUCUCUGAUGAUCAUAUUAGACCAAACAUGUAUAGAUAG